Molecule: messenger RNA, 1518 nt
Organism: Pseudozyma hubeiensis SY62
Lineage: Eukaryota; Fungi; Basidiomycota; Ustilaginomycetes; Ustilaginales; Ustilaginaceae
Exons: 1
Coding region: 1-1518 (505 amino acids)
Source: RefSeq, a predicted model, not a curated record
AUGACUCCUUUUGACGCGAUCCGAUGGUCCUCGUGGGUCAAUCUGUGUCUAACCGCAACGUCAAGCCCCGUUGGACGAGACGCGAACAACGGUUUGCUUGAUCACGAGGAAAGUCCCAACGUGGUUAACCAUGGAUUUGACUGGCAGCAUUUCCAACCGAUGCAAGCUUGGAGUCCCAACGCGCUGGACGAUAUGUCCUUCACUCCGAGCGGUCUUUCAUAUCAAGGACCUGGAAGCUCUGCGGGCCAACAAUCAAAUUGGGUCUGGCAUGGGACCGUGUUUCAGGAUAGGGAAGAAGCAAGACCGAUACAGCCACUGAGGAGCCAGGUCGAAGCUGUUGAUCCCACUACACCGCCCAACAGCCCUUCUUACAGUGGUCAGAAAGUUGCGACCGCAAAAGCACCGCUUCGAUUUACACCACAUGACGAUUCGCUUACUCGAGCACCAACUCAGAGCGUUGAAGGUGCGAGAAAUUUGCCAAGCUACACGUGGAUGCGGCCUGCUUCGAUCCUCGACUCAUCCGCGACUGAGGGGUCAACAGCCAGCAUACAGCCUGUUCGGAUCUUCGAUUCAUUCGAGCGCCGCCGAUCGCCAACGGUCAGGCAGCCUGAUUCGAUCCUCGAUUCAUCCAAGCCUGGUGGAUCGGCAAUCGUCACUCAGCCUGCUACGCUUCCCGAUCACUCCUCUCCGGAUGAUAUGGGAUCGGACAUCCUGAAAAAGAUGCUCGCUGAUCUGAGGUUCACCAGAGAAGCCAGACUGGAAUGGGAGGAGGAUAUGCGCAAGGCGCUUGGAAAUCCUCGGCUCAAAUUUGACGGGGUCGAUACACAAUCGCCUUACAAGCCGCGUAUCUUCGUCGCAAAAGACAUGGUCGAUCUCAACGAUCAUCACUCAUCGAUGUUAGUACGGACCUUGCCUUCUUCCUCCGAGCCCCUCACGGAGGCCCAGCGUUUAACAACAUCGACGCAUUUCAUGCGACGUCUUCAUACGGGCUUAGUUGUCAAGCUCAAGGAUCUGCCCUGGAAGACGGAACGAAAUCGAAUGUUUGUCUACCUCAACAGCAUCCGCAACACGGCCUACCUCAACGAGGAGUACUUUCUGAACCAUCUGACGUUCCUACCCGUCAACUCUCCGAGGCUCAGUUGGGAUCUUCUGUUGACAAUUUUCUCGGAUCGCAAACAGUUGAUCGUAUUGCCUCCGAGAACCGAGCACGGACUAAGUCUCAUGUUGGCGCAGCAUGAAGAAGCGACCAAGCGGAUGGGGUUGCUGCAAGAGGUGACGGGAAAGCUGGAGGAUGACCGACAGAUUGUGUCGCUCUGGUCACCGAUUUUGAAGGACAAGUACAGGAGUACAGUGGUGCUGUAUGGUUUUGCGAAGUUGGAUCGGAGCUACGAGGGGGAAACGUUGAGACAUUUGCAGAGGCUGUGUGCAAGUUGGAAGGGUCCCGCGUGGGAUGCGGCCUAUUAUCUUCAGAAACAUUGGCCCGAAGGUUUCGUGGAGGCUGCAGAGAUGGCGCACUGA